This is a messenger RNA of Copidosoma floridanum, 1528 nucleotides long. It is a transcript of the gene STUB1, whose product is annotated as STIP1 homology and U-box containing protein 1. Gene Ontology annotation, biological process: cellular response to misfolded protein; protein quality control for misfolded or incompletely synthesized proteins; protein polyubiquitination. Gene Ontology annotation, molecular function: ubiquitin protein ligase activity; protein-folding chaperone binding. NCBI's taxonomy places the organism in Eukaryota, Metazoa, Arthropoda, Insecta, Hymenoptera, Encyrtidae. The record is from RefSeq and is a predicted model, not a curated record. Gene Ontology annotation, cellular component: cytoplasm; Z disc.
GUAGCGGUGUGUCGACAACUGGUAAACGACGACGAAUAAAAUAUCCACAGAACCUCCAAUCCUCGUUGUCCUCAUCCGCAGUACUUGCGCUUGAAUAAACGACGGUGUUGGCCUUGUUUUGUUUAAGUAAACUCAAUGUGACUCUCCGCGGCUCUCGGGGUACGUAUGUCCAAGCGGUAAACACAAACGGGGCAAAUGAAGAAAUCGCGUAGCAAGAGAUUAUCGACGUUCUUUGCCUGUUUUUCGUUUAUUUUAUAAACAUAUACUGCAGCGUUCAACGACGGGCCCCACGUCGAUGCAAACAUGAGUAAGAUGUACUCAACCGCAAAUCUUUCGGAUAAGGAGCUCAAGGAGCAGGGCAACCGCCUGUUUAGUCUUCACAAGUACGAGGAUGCUGCGAAUUGUUACACAAAGGCAAUCAUCAAGAAUCCAAAUCAGGCUCUUUACUUCACGAACAGAGCUCUGUCGUACCUGAAGCUCAAGAGGUUCGAAUCUUCUUGUCAGGAUUGCCGACGGGCCUUGGAUAUCGACGCAAAUCUUGUCAAGGGACACUUUUUCCUUGGCCUCGCGCUCCAAGGACUCGAACUAUACGAUGAAUCCAUCAAGCAUCUGCAGAGAGCUCACGAUUUGGCCAAGGAGCAGAAACUCAAUUAUGGAGAUGACAUGACUAGUGUUUUAAGACAAGUUAGGAAAAGGCGUUUCCAAAUUAAAGAGGAGCAGAGAAUCAAUCAAGAAAUCGAGCUCCAGUCAUACGUGAACAAACUAAUUAUUGAAGAUGCGGACAGAAGUUUAGCUGAGCUUCAAAAGAAAGAGGGCAAAGGAAAAGAGGGAGAGGACAAUUCACACUUUGCAGAUCUUCGUAGAGAGAUUGAAGAAAAGCGAGACUCUUCCAUGGCUCAGCUUAAUGAUUUAUUUGCUAAAGUUGAUGACAAUAGAAGAAAACGUGAUGUUCCUGACUAUUUAUGCGGAAAAAUAAGCUUCGAAAUACUGCAAGAGCCCGUAAUCACGCCAAGCGGUAUAACUUAUGAAAGAAAAGACAUUGAAGAACAUCUUCAAAGAGUCGGUCACUUUGACCCAGUGACGCGAGUUCGAUUAACACAGGAUCAACUGAUACCUAAUCUUGCAAUGAAAGAGGUGGUAGAUGCUUUCUUGCAAGAAAACGAGUGGGCUCUUGACUAUUAAUAAAAACAUCAGGCAAGAACAUGAAAGACUCAAUAAAAUAUUUUUAAUUAUAAGACGAUACAUAUAAGUAUCUUAGUUUCGACUGUAAUACUAAUGAAAAUGUAAAAAAGGCACUAUAUUUAGAAAAAUAUUUUUGUUUAUAAGAAAACAGACUACAAAAAAGUAUAUUUAUAGAAUAUCUAAAACUACAGGAUAGUUCUUCUUAAUUAAUUUUUUUUUUUUUUUUUUUUUUGAAACAUCUUUAUUGUGUUACAAGAUUAUACUUUCACGCUGAUUGUUGUAAUAUAUUAAUUUUUUGCGUUUAAGUCUUUGAUUUAUAAAUUACAAUAAAGUUAAUGAAAUUUUA